Messenger RNA from Chenopodium quinoa (quinoa), 1551 nucleotides. RefSeq lists its product as uncharacterized. Lineage: Eukaryota; Viridiplantae; Streptophyta; Magnoliopsida; Caryophyllales; Amaranthaceae. The transcript is spliced from 3 exons. Bases 1 to 1551 code for a protein of 516 amino acids. The record is from RefSeq and is a predicted model, not a curated record.
AUGAAUGAUACUGGUGAGAUGUGUAAGAAAAGGUCUCCGGCUAAGGUAUUAUGGUAUCUUCCAAUUAUACCGAGAUUUAGGAGACUCUUCUCGGAUGAAAAAACUGCAAAAUUAUUGAGGUGGCAUGCUGAUGGGAGGAAGAAAGAUGGGUUAAUGAGGCAUCCUGCUGAUUCCCCGCAAUGGAGGAACAUUGAUCGAAAGUUCAAGGACUUUGGUGAAGAAGAUCGAAAUCUUAGGCUUGGUCUUAGUAAAGAUGGAAUGAACCCAUUUGGGACACUAAGUACCCAAUAUAGCACCUGGCCAGUUCUUCUAACUAUCUACAGUUUGCCUCCGUGGUUAUGCAUGAAGUCUAGAUACAUUAUGUUGUCCCUUCUAAUAUCUGGGCCUAAACAACCUGGAAAUGACAUUGAUGUGUAUCUAGCGCCUCUCAUUGAAGAUUUGAAAUUGUUAUGGAAUGAAGGUGUCCAAAUGUUUGAUGCAUAUAGUAAAACCAAUUUCACUUUACGUGCCAUGAUUUUUUGUACGAUAAAUGACUUCCCAACUUAUGGGAAUUUGUCGGGGUACACUGUGAAGGGAAGAACUCCUUGCCCCAUUUGCGAAGAUGAUUUGGAGGCAUUGCGCCUAGACAAUUGUGGCAUGCAUGUAUACAUGGAUAAUCGAAGACAUCUUCCAGAAGACCACCCUUUUCGAUUCAAUAAGGAUGCUUUUAAUGAAAAAGUGGAGUUGAGAGAAUCUUGUGCCCCUUUACGUGCAAGUGAGGUUUAUCAGCGGGUCAAAGACAUUGAGAAUGAGUUUGGUAAGCCUUACAAAAACAAAUCAACUAGGGGUUACAAGAAGAAGUCUAAGCUGUGGUCUCUUCCAUAUUGGAGACAUUUGGAAGUUAGACAUUGUCUAGAUGUAAUGCAUAUUGAGAAAAAUAUAUGUGAUGCCAUAGUGGGAACUUUAUUAAACAUGCCAGGAAAGACAAAGGAUGGAGUUAAAGUAAGAAAAGACAUGGCUGCUAUGGGUCGUUCAGAGUUGGCACCCGAAUCUCGAGGAAAACGCUGUUGCCAUUCGAGGAAUUUUGCCACCUCAAGUGAGGUUAUUCAUCUUGUACGUGAAAUUAAACUUUGUGGGCCAGUGUGUAUGAGAUACAUGUAUCCUUUUGAACGAGAAAUGGGUGACUUAAAGGGAAAAGUCAUGAAUUUGGCCAAACCUGAAGCUAGUAUUGUACAACGAACAGUUGCUGAGGAAGUGGCAGCAUGGGUUGCUCAAUAUCUUGCACGUUCACAGAAAAUUGGGUUGCCAAAGUCUCGACACGAUGGGAGGCUUGGAGGUCAAGGUACUAUUGGCAGGAAAAGGAUAUACAUGGGCUUUGAAAUGAAAAAUAAGGCAGAGCUUUUUGUGUUGCAAAAUCUUAGUGAGGUUCAUCCUUACUUGGACGAGCACAUGGUUUUUCUUAAAAAUAAAUAUCCUUCCAAAAGUGAUCUUCAGCUGAUAAAGGAGCAUAAUUGUUCAUUCGUUACAUGGUUCAAGGAACAAGUGAUGUCCCAACUAUCCACCACACAUUGA